This is a messenger RNA of Aphis gossypii (cotton aphid), 1296 nucleotides long. RefSeq lists its product as uncharacterized. The coding region runs from base 159 to 662 and encodes 167 amino acids. The record is from RefSeq and is a predicted model, not a curated record. The transcript has 4 exons. NCBI's taxonomy places the organism in Eukaryota, Metazoa, Arthropoda, Insecta, Hemiptera, Aphididae.
AUUAAUUACUUGCGAUGUUAUUAACCGUAUUCAGUCAAAAUUUAAAAAAUGUACAAUAUGUCUUUACCUGCUACAUAACCUUGACAACAAUUCGUUUUAAUUAUAAGCAAUUUACAAGCAAAUAAUAUCAUACCUAAUUAUUGAGUUUAAAUUACAAAAUGGAAGUUGACUCUGAAGAGGUAAAAAGGCACUUGGACAUUUUAGGGUAUACACACAUAGAACCCAGUCUGCUAAAUGAUUUCAUAGAAGAUUUGAAAAAGAUCAUUGAAUACGACCGAAAACACAACAACGUCAGUCAACUAUCCGCGUCGCUGUACAAAGACUGGGAUCAGAGUUACUCCCAGAGGAUGAAAAAUAGUACUCCGAAUAAAAACGCCAUCGAUCGUAACCGUACCACAGACAGAAACGAACACGAAGAUGAGGCCAACCUAAUGACAAAACGUAAAAAUCAAAACUGUAUCUCACAAACUUCAAAAACUAUAGAUCUUCAUAAUACGACUCCAUUGAAUAAGAGAUCUAAAUGUGAAUCCGAAUUUACGCCGACAAAAUGCUAUUUUUGUGGAUGUAUACCAAUGGAAAAUCAACCAAGAAUGAAGGUGAAACACAGUUUGAACCCAUUGCACACUUUACACCUCGGUAUAACAUUUGAUAUUGAAUUUUAAAAACAAAAUAAGACAAAAAAAAAGUGAAGUCAUUAAUUAUUUAGUUGAUACAAACAUUGUAGUAGAUAGAUAACACUAAAAUAUAGAAAUUCUGUAAAAUACAACGUUAUGUUUUAUACCAAAUUUUUUAUAGUAUACCAAUUUAUAAUAUACAAAUCAGAAAAGUGAUACUUUUUCAAUAGCAUUAAAUGUAGUAUCUGCUUAGUAAAUAUUUAUAAGUUAUAAAUUAUAACCAAUAUGAACCUGAAAUAAAUUAUGUAAUACUUUUUAAUUGUUGUGAUGGGAAAAUAAUUACAUGUAAUGAGAACUAUAGAAUGUUAGAUACAUAUGUAGACAGUAUAUAAAUAUAUAUAAUAUAUUAAUGAAUAAACGAUUUGUCAAAAAGAUGUCAGUUUAACUUUAUUAAAUGCAAAUAAAUCUAGAACCUAAUCGGGAACAAAUUACAGUGAACUUAUCAAAUAAUAGAUAACAAAAAAAUCUAAUACUAAUCUGCUAGAUUAAGUUCUCCAACUCACUUCAUAUAAAAAUAGUAAAGAAAAAAUUUGUACAAUUAUUUUUACAAUUGGGAUUUUUUUUUAAAAUAUAAAACUUGUUUAAUUAUUAAAUAGUAUAACUUUAACAUACUUCAAAUUGU